CCAAACUAUAAUUAUAAUCCUUCUUAUCGGCUUCCAAUUACCAUCUUGAUAUUAAUGUCACUUUUUAACCACAUAAAUGUUAAAACCUAAGUUUUCUAAUCCUAACAGCACUCUGUGACCUCACAGUGCAGAGACAAACAACACAGAGUCCAUUUUAUAUCACAGCGCCCUAAGGCAUAAUAGCAGCGUUUAACCAUCCAGACAUAAUUAGAGGAAAUGUGUCAAACGUUGAUUGGAGAAAAAAGAAAAAGGAUGGGUUAAGUUAAACCACAUUGAAACCAGACAUGUAUUUAAAGUGGUGGGUGCUAACACACAGCUGCAAUUUUUUGUCGAAGGAUGUGAGUUUAAGUGCCUUUGCAAACCUUUAAAAAUGCAAACAGUUAUACAAGCAACAUUUCUUUUCUUGGCAUUUGCCAUAACUUUAGCGGCAAGAAUAAAUCGGUGUGCAGAACGUCGUUUUCCACCCAAGGGUGAAAUUGAGUUUCCAGAAACAGAGGAAGAGGAAUCAGUUUGUGAUGAAUCUUAUAAAUGGUGGUUCAGGUUGUCUAAGAAGCAAUCAAUCAAAUUAAGCUUCUCGCAUGUUCAACUAAGGCACAGCAGUGUUCAAAUUAACGUUAAGAGAUUUGCGCGAGAAAAAUACCGAACUAUCCAAACAGUGAACGCCAGUAACCACGACAUGACAGUUCCAGUAAAACCACCGUACAAAUUCAUCCAAAUUAUUAGAGAUGGGGUUGAUGGUUCUUUUCAUAUUGACUAUGAAGCCUUUUAUUGCUCCUUGCCAACCAAAAUGCUUACAAAAGGCAUAUGUACAAAUUCUGGUUACCGAAAAUACUCAGUCUGUCAUUUCCACUGCAGAGCGCCUGAUUAUUACCCAAUCCACCCUGAUUGCUUAAACAUAGUAGCAAAAUGCAGGGGAAACCAAAGGUGGUCAACAGAUUUGACAAACAAAUGUGUUACGUUACAACAAUUUGAAGAUAUGUGUUUUAAAAGACGACAGAGUUGCCCUUUUAACCAUGAUCAACUGAACAUUCUCUUUUCACCACAGAAUUUGAACUAUACAAUUUCAGAGGAGGAGCAUGCAGAGCACAGUCACAUAAUGAUAGAGAGGGAAUCUGUACAGAAUCCGACUAGCAUGAGCAGCAAAUGCAGUGAAGCAUGUGCACGGCACGUAGGCACUUCAACAUUUAUUCAUGAUUGCUCUACACACCCAACCAAGGGAUACAGAGAACAGUGCAUGACGUGCAGAUAUGUGCUUCGAAUUUGUGACAGAUACGCUUCAGAAAUUUUGGUGUAAAUUAUUAAGCUCAUUAAGAAGAAAAAUUCAGCUCCAAGGUUAAACUGCAACUUGGAGGCUUUGUUUAAAUUGUGUUUUUUUUAUGUAUAGGUGCCAAAGGUGUUGGCUAGUUUACAAAUACUGGAUAACUGCAAUAUUAUUUUACCUUGAUAUUAAUGUUUAUGGAUAUUUAUGGUGUAUACUGAAGUAAAUCACAAAAAGUAAAAUACAAGUUUAAUAUCUAGGUACACAAUUACAUUCGAUAGAUUUUGUUAUGAAGUAUUAUUAUUAAAUAAGUUAGAUUUAAAAUGCAAUGUACAUUCUUUUAACUUUGAAAUAAGCCUCUUAACUUGGUUUUCAACUGUUUGAGAAUACAACAAUGGAUUAAGUGUGCUAU
Molecule: messenger RNA, 1670 nt
Organism: Ciona intestinalis (vase tunicate)
Lineage: Eukaryota; Metazoa; Chordata; Ascidiacea; Phlebobranchia; Cionidae
Source: RefSeq, a predicted model, not a curated record